UACCGAUUGCGCUCGACUUCGCUACGCUGUUUACGAACCUUCUCUCCUUCUCCGCUUACGCGAAGCCGUUACGUGCAUUCACCUCAUUCUUUUUUCAGAUAAAUUUCUCGAUCUCGGUUCAGCGUCAACGUAUAUCGGUACAUAGUUUUUUGUUACGAACAAGAGACGACAAUCAGUUGUUAUAUUGUCGAGUACAUAAAACAUUGUACACACGUGCACAUCAGUUGUACAUAUAUCAGAAGUUAAGGUUUACGUCACUAAUCAGCAAAAAAGUGUUUCAAGAAAACCGCGGGAGUGUUUUUCUGCACGAGAGCGAAAUCAAAUCACGUAACUCUCUUCGUGAGUUGCACAUUGAUCUGCAGCUAGUAUCCCGCGAGAGUGCAACGGAAAAAAACGGGCCACGCUCGCAUACACGUGUAUACCUAUAACGAGGGUACAUACAUACAUACAACAAAACGUUUCACACAUACACACAUACACACAUCACACUACAUAUAAAUAUAACCUCAAAUUGCCGGUGAAGAUGGCGGCGCAAGUAAACAACGUACAACCGUUUGUAUCGUGCAACGCUUAUUACGGCUAUCUUCCUAUCAAUACUCAACAGCAACAGCAAUCGCAGCCACAAACGUUGAUCAACAAUGACAUUGGAAUGGAUGUCGAUAACGAGAGUUGCUUGGCCAGAGUGCAAAAUAACAGCAACAACAUUGUGCAGCAGAAACAGCAGACACACGAAUUUUUCAUGAGUGUGGAAGAGGAUCACUGGCGACGGUCCCAAGGCAGGAAACGCGUCUUUGACAAGGAUGAGGUUGCUAAUUACAUGCCACGUUUCAAGAAAUUUCGCACUGGAGACUGUAUCUUGUCCGAAGAGCGCAGAUUGGCCCAGGUGUACCAUGAACCGUUACUAUGCCUAAGUCCAGCAGCUGACUCCGAUAUGCUGUAUGAGGAAUCAACAAUAAUGGGUAAAUUCAAAAUUCAACCAGUAACAUCAAUAAGCAGGGAUACUAGGUGCCAAGAAUUGGAAGAUAUGCUACUAUUGACCCAUGGUUGCUCUUCUUAUCAUCAUAUGAGCCAAAGUGGCUACAACGAGGAAGCUGAGUUCUAAAACUGCCAGCCAUUAACAGUGGUUUUCUUAUUGCAUACGAGUGUAACAAAGAUACUUCUUAAGCUAGUAUAAGUAGACAAUUUUGUAAAGUAAACUCGCAACUUUACAUUGAUGUUGAAACAAGUGAUUUUGUUAACAACAAAAUGGUUUUCUUUGUUGCAGAGUUGACAUUACUCUAGUGAUUUAUGGUAAUAAUAAUAAUAAUAAUUAGUUAGUUUUCAUUGUGGAAUAAUUUUCAUAUUUAUAUUAUGAAUAUUAAAUCAUCGCGUAUUAAAUGUUACGCCUUUAUAAAAAUAGGCUAGUGAUUGUAAUAACAUUUUUAAACAUAAUAAUACAUUGAUAAUAAAUAUUUACUUUUGUACAUAAACAAUAUA
Molecule: messenger RNA, 1476 nt
Organism: Phymastichus coffea
Lineage: Eukaryota; Metazoa; Arthropoda; Insecta; Hymenoptera; Eulophidae
Exons: 2
Coding region: 524-1102 (192 amino acids)
Source: RefSeq, a predicted model, not a curated record